AUGGCUGCACGACCUCUUGUGAGUUUGGUGACUGGGGCAGGCUCGGGCUUUGGAGCCCUGACGGCACGAGCGCUCGCACGGUCAGGCCACACCGUCUACGCCGGGUUUCUGCAAUCCAACGACGACAGCAAGACCACGGUGUAUAAUGAUGCCGCGACAUUCGCCAGAGAGAACAGCUGUCAGCUUCGAGGCAUACAACUCAAUGUCGUCAAGGACGACUCGAUCAGUAGAGCGGUCGACCAGAUCAUGGCCGACGAGGGGAAGAUCGACGUUGUUGUACACAAUGCCGCCUACACGCCCGAGCAAUUCCUGGAUAUGUACGAGGUCAACUGCUUGUCGUGCCACCGCCUCAACCGCGCGGUGCUGCCGCACAUGCGCCGCGCCGGCACGGGCUUGCUGGUGUGGGUGACAUCGAGCAGCGCGCACGGGCCCAGCUCGCCGUUCCUGGGGCCGUACUUCGCGGCCAAGGCGGCGCAGGACUCGCUGGCUCAGACCACCGCCGUGGAGCUGACGCCCUUCGGCAUCGAGACCUCGAUCGUCGUGCCCGGCGUCUUCACCCGCGGCACCAACCACUUCGCUACGGCCAUGAACCCCGGCGACGCCGCCGUCGAGCGCGAGUACAUGGGGGACGACGGCCCGCUGAGGGGUUGGGCCCGCGUCAGCGCCGAGGGCCACGACAAGAUCGUCUCCCCGGACGCAGAUCCAAGCGCCGUGGCGGAAGCCGUCCGUCGCGUGGUCGAUACCCAGCACGGACACCGGCCCUUCAGGGUGCACGUCGAGUACGAUGGCGGGGGGGCGACCAUCGUCAACGGCGUCCGGGAUCUGGUGAGGGAGACGUUUCUCCGAAAGCUGGGCCUCGCGGACCUCCUGAAGGUCAAGCAGCAAGGGUAG
Messenger RNA from Fonsecaea erecta, 891 nucleotides. RefSeq lists its product as hypothetical. The record is from RefSeq and is a predicted model, not a curated record. The transcript has 2 exons. The coding region runs from base 1 to 891 and encodes 296 amino acids. Lineage: Eukaryota; Fungi; Ascomycota; Eurotiomycetes; Chaetothyriales; Herpotrichiellaceae.